Eimeria necatrix is the source of this 330-nucleotide messenger RNA. RefSeq lists its product as hypothetical. The record is from RefSeq and is a predicted model, not a curated record. The transcript has a single exon. The coding region runs from base 1 to 330 and encodes 109 amino acids. NCBI's taxonomy places the organism in Eukaryota, Apicomplexa, Conoidasida, Eucoccidiorida, Eimeriidae.
AUGUCCACUUUCAAGCAGCAAACCCCACACAGCCCCAGCAGCCGCUCCCGCAAACCCCACAAACUCGAAAAACCCUGCAGCAGCAGCAGCAGCAGCAGCAGCAGCAGCAGCAGCAGCAGUGGGGAAGGUGGCAGCAGCAGCAGCAGCAGCAGUGCAGUGGGGAAGGUGGCAGCAGCAGCAGCAGUGGCAGUGCAGAAGGUGGCAGCAGCAGCAGCAGCAGUGGAGAAGGUGGCAGCAGCAGCAGCAGCAGCAAUGGAGAAGGCAGCAGCAGCAGCAAUGGAGAAGGCAGCAGCAGCAGCAGCAGCAGCAGCAGAAAUAGAAGUAAAAUGA